AAUGUUAUUCUACAAGGGUGUCAAGACCCUGUCAGUUUCUGAAAUAAAUAUUGGGAAACGGCGAGAUGCAAAAGGCAACCUACUACGACAGCUCCGCAAUUUACAGUGGCUACCCAUAUCAAAGCGCAAAUGGCUUCAGUUAUGAUGCCAAUCAGGUCCAAUAUCCCCGGGCCUCUCAUGUGGAAAGUGAGUACCAUCGACCUGCCUGUUCCCUGCAGUCUCCUGACGGCUCCGUGGCUCUGCAGAAGCCGGGGGAGAUGGCGGAGAGCUGCGACAGGACCACAGCCAUUCAGGCGGCGCAGUCCAAGGUUCAUCCCGAAAGCAAUCAACCGCAGGUGCCGGUGUCAGGCCCACCCCCUCCCUCACAAUCCCCCGGUGCUAUCAGCCAAAAUACAAGCAACGGGUCCAACCAACCCAGCGCCAAGAACGGCUCCCCGACCUCCUCUACUCACGGCAAACAGAUCUUCCCCUGGAUGAAGGAAAGCCGUCAGAACACCAAGCAGAAACCAACCAGUAGCUCCAGUUCAGUGGAGAGUUGUCCCGGAGACAAGAGUCCUCCGGGGUCAGCAGCAUCGAAGAGGGCCCGGACAGCUUACACCAGCGCCCAGCUAGUGGAGCUGGAGAAGGAGUUCCACUUUAACCGGUACCUCUGCAGACCCCGAAGGGUGGAGAUGGCCAACCUGCUCAACCUCACCGAGAGACAGAUCAAAAUCUGGUUCCAGAACCGUAGGAUGAAAUACAAGAAGGAUCAAAAAGGCGUCGGAAUGAUGCCUUCCCCUGGUGGACAGUCCCCUCGGAGUCCAGUUGGUCCGGCCUCCGGUGGCGGUGGAGGAUACCUCAACUCUAUGCAUUCUCUUGUAAACAGUGUACCUUAUGAAUCCCAGUCGCCAACGUCUUACAAUAAACCUCAUCAAAAUGCAUACGGUAUGGCCACGUCAUACCCCCCUCCUUUAAACAGCUCGCUCAACAACUGCCCGCCCUCCCAGAAGAGGUAUCCUGGGACCGACUCGGCCACGCCCGAGUAUGACACGCAUCCUCUCCAAGGCAAUGGCAACUACGGGACGCACAUGCAGGGCAGCCCCGUUUAUGUUGGCGGAGGUUACAUCGACUCAAUGCCCAAUUCUGGGGCCUCAGUUUUCGGUCUGACCCACCUCUCGCACCCGCCGUCCGCAAACAUGGACUACAAUGGAGCAAUCACAAUGGGCAACAGUCAGCAUCACGGAGUGUGUGAUCCGACACCGACGUACACAGACCUAACGUCGCACUACUCUCAGGGAAGAAUCCAGGAAGCGCCUAAACUGACGCAUCUGUAGCUGUGGCGCUACCCCCGGAUCACUCCGCCCAUUGUCUUAUCCACCUCCAGACACAUUACUGCUUUGUUUCUGCGCCUCCUCAUGGCUCCCACCUUCUCUCUGCUUUUGUUUAUGUUUUCUAUAGUUUGAUGUGUGAAGUAGCGUAGGAUAAAUAAUCACGACUUGCUUGAAUUUUUUCUCUAUUUGCUCGUGUCAUUGUCUCACAUAGACCUUUAUCUGGGCUGUAGGACGUCUAGAGCGGGAGGGAGGGGGGCACAGUAUAUGCACAGGCCUAUUUAAUCUUUUUUUUUUUUUUUUUUUUUAAUCUUGUUUUUAAAUCGAAACUCAAACAGGGUAUUAUGAACAUAUGUUAUUCAUUUUUAAUGUGAAUUUGUCCGUAUUUUAUUUAUCCGCAGUUGAAGAAUUGUGUUUUUGCAUUUUGUUGCACUUGUGAAAGGAUCCUUCAGAGCCACGAGUUGGGAUUAGGAGAGAAAAUACAUGUUCAAAACAAGGGUCAUGAGCUUACACACAACCUCCCUUAAUGUUAUUUAUUAUGUUCGGUGUAAAAAAAAAAAAGAAAAGAAAAAAUCCUUUAGUAUUAUUUGACACCCCUGUGAUCUUUGAUCUUUGUGUGGGGAGAAGGUUGGUGGAUAUUAGCGUCUCAUUUCCCUCCAGCCCUUACAUGUAGUCUGCAAGAAGCUCCUCAGCAGCAGCAGCAGCAGCAGCAGCAGAAGUGUACCAUGUUGCUAUUUUCGUCUCUGUUUCCAUUUUUUUCCUUCUUCUUCUUCUUUGAGGAGGUGUUUUUAUUUCUCAGUGAAUGUAAAAUCAAUCAGUCAUGCAAUAAGGGUGGAAAGAAGGACACACGUUAGCAGUUUCUUUAUUGAAGAAAAAAAUAGAAACAGACAUCCUCAUUUUUUUUCGAUGUCAUACAUUCCAUGCUGCUCCAGUUUGAAGAAAUAAAUAAAAUAAUUGAAAUAUAAUUAAAGCAUAUCUUUCCAUUUUAAUUCAGACGCAUCUCAGAAGCAUUUCACAUGAUGACGAAAUUAAAACGA
Scomber japonicus (chub mackerel) is the source of this 2344-nucleotide messenger RNA. It is a transcript of the gene hoxa3a, whose product is annotated as homeobox A3a. Gene Ontology annotation, biological process: regulation of transcription by RNA polymerase II. The coding region runs from base 66 to 1313 and encodes 415 amino acids. Gene Ontology annotation, cellular component: nucleus. NCBI's taxonomy places the organism in Eukaryota, Metazoa, Chordata, Actinopteri, Scombriformes, Scombridae. The record is from RefSeq and is a predicted model, not a curated record. The transcript is spliced from 2 exons. Gene Ontology annotation, molecular function: DNA-binding transcription factor activity, RNA polymerase II-specific; RNA polymerase II cis-regulatory region sequence-specific DNA binding.